This is a messenger RNA of Oncorhynchus kisutch (coho salmon), 6007 nucleotides long. RefSeq names its product toll-like receptor 13. Gene Ontology annotation, molecular function: signaling receptor activity; protein binding. The transcript has a single exon. Gene Ontology annotation, cellular component: plasma membrane. Bases 589 to 3414 code for a protein of 941 amino acids. The record is from RefSeq and is a predicted model, not a curated record. Gene Ontology annotation, biological process: inflammatory response; toll-like receptor signaling pathway. Lineage: Eukaryota; Metazoa; Chordata; Actinopteri; Salmoniformes; Salmonidae.
GUUACAGAGGGUCCAAGAUCAUACCCCCAAGACAUGCUAACCUCUUGGGAGUAUGAUCUUUGACCCUCUGUAACUCUUACAGAUAUCUUAGUGAUCGAAAACAUAUCCUUCAUGUCAAUUAUCUUUUUUUGAAAGAAAGAAUGUCGGUCUUUUUUGGAGGAACAGAAAGAAUGUCUGUCUUUUUUUUGAGGAACAGAAAGAGAGCUGUAAAAUAGAGACUUUCCAAGCUGUUUAACAGACACUAUGACUGUACUGUACGGAUACAGUUCUGCUGCUCCUCAGAUGUUCACAGACGUUAACUGUGACAGAGAACACACUGCAGCCCUCCACUAAUUUCUUCAUUGACUGUGGGACAUGUUAUACUUUAUUUACUUUUGGAACCAAACUAACCAUUAGAGAAUGACUUUGUAACCUUCAACUGGAGCUGUUAGUCACCAAGGAGAAAGGCAUCUGAAAGAAAUAAAGAAGAAGAAAGGCUCCAUACUGUUUGCAGCACUCCGACGGGUGUUACUGUAUCAAACCAACAUUCUACAGAUUUCAACCGGAUCCGAACAAUCAUCUCAGUAGAUUUGACUGUUGUUGGGAGAGAUGAGCGCAAUGUUUUCCCUGUUCCUGUUGAUUCAGAGUGUUAAUGGAUGGAUGCAUCCUAAAUGCCACGUUUAUAACACUGGGGAAUACUUUCCCACCUGGAACUACUGUCCUUUGGCAGAACAGUACACUGCUGCCUGUCGAGAUGUCACAGCCAUCGAGGAGGAUCUGGUUGGACUUCCCUCUAAUAUCAAUACCCUCUGCAUAUCUAUGAAACGUGGGGAAAAUAGUUCUAUGUCUCUGGGCUUUUUCGCUCGUUUUCAGUAUUUGGAGUAUCUGUACAUUGGAGGCUGUUUUCCUCAAAUCCUUCCAGCUGGGAAUAGCCAGGGCCUUCAAAAUCUGCAACAUAUGUACAUUAAUGGAUUGGUCACUGGGUGCUGUGAUUGUCAUAUUGGGCCUAACACAUUCAGAGAUCUAGUUAAGCUAAGUAAUUUGACCAUAUUUGGUUAUAGGCUAUCAGCAAUGGCACCAGAUGUUUUCCAUUACAUACCUCAAUUACAAAGUGUCUAUAUUCAUGAACCCUGUGUAGAGAAUUUGUCAGAAAUACUAUGCAGAAUAGUUCAUAUAAUUUCACUUACAAAGUUAAAUGUACAUGCACCAAAUAUACAAUCUUUAAACCAAUCAAACUGCUCCAUGUUAAAAGCUACCGAAAGCAAUCUAACAAGCGUCAAUUUAGAUUUCGGUCAAAUAAACCAUAUAGAGGAAGGUGCACUGGCCUGUCUCCAGAACCUGACACGUUUUUCUGGGGGCCUAAACCAGGAUGUCCUACUGCGCCUUCCCCUGUCUGGCAUUAAGCAAAUCCAGGUCUUGUAUUCCUAUGGUAGGGAUAGCAUUGUUUUUGAAAGUAUCUGUAAUGUAGUGUUUUUGCUUUCAAUCAAGGAAAUACAUUUUGCCAAUGUCAAUACAAGCAGCCUCUCCAUGUCCAGUGUUGAAUUGUGCAUUGGGCUGGAAUAUAUGGGUUUUGAUGGACCUGGAGCCUUCCAUUCUUCUCCCCAUUUGAAAUGGAAUUUUAUUUCCAGUCUCAAAAACCUUAAAAUGUUAUAUGUAUCUGGCCAGACAGAAAACAGUCUUGACCUCUGCUCAUUCCGAAAACAACCAAUCACAUGGUUAACAGAACUCACUUUCAUGUCGAGCAAUGUACAAACGCUUUUUGCAAAACGGUUCAGCUGUCUUGAGAACCUGCGGUCUCUAGAUUUGUCAUGUAGUUUCAUUUCAAACAUUGAAGACUUUGCUUUCUUCGGAUUGGCAAAUCUGGAGUCCUUAGACAUGACACAAAAUAGUAUAACCCAGUUAUAUGCAAACACAUUUAUUGGUUUACAUAGUUUGACAUUGUUAGACCUCAGGGAAAAUCCACAGAUCUACAAUAUUGAAGCAAUGUCUUUCGCACAUCUUACAUGUCUAAGACAAGUGUUUCUGGGGUACUUGAACUAUCCACCAAGAGAACCCGUGAUAAAGCUGAAUCUGACACUUGUAUUCGGUGAUGUUCUGAGUCACCUGACUCAUCUGCACAUUAGUUCAGGAAUGAGGCCAAUGCAGUUGAUUAUUGGCAGUAACAUCACAUCUAAACAGAACCUGAGUCUCCAACUCAAAGGCCAGACAGUGUCAUUUGAAGACUGUGACAGACCCUUCUUUCAGUCUGUAACCCAUCUUCAUGCUGAUGCUGAAGAAUUCCUUUGUGGAUCUGAAUUCAUGGGAAAGUACUUCAGGUCUGUGGAGACAUUUGUGUACAGAUCAAAGCUUUCAGCUAAAAGUGUGGACUUAACAUCAAUGAAUCAGCUCAUUCACCUGAGGAAACUGACUCUAGUACAGGUGGAUCUUUUAAUACAGCGUUCUGCCGACAUCAUUUUUCACAACCUGACCAAACUGGAGGUUCUGAAACUUUCAAACUGCAGGAUUGACUCUUUGGAGGGGGGUUUAACUAAAGACUUUAAAUCCUUGAAAACCUUAUAUUUGCGUAUCGAGAACGUUUAUCAGGUAAUCUACAGCUUUACUGAACAUCUCUCUAGCCUAAAGUAUUUGAUACUUGAUACAUUACAGAUGUUUUGCAGUUGUGACAAUGCUUGGCUCAUUGCAUGGGCAAAGGGGUACAGGCCGGUUGAAGUGAUCAUGCUUAAUCAUGAAGUUAUGUAUAAUUUAGAGGACUUGAUAUGCUUGUCAGACAAUGGACUAGACACACCUAACUUUGUCAAGUACACAGAAGCCAACUGCACAACAGAGGUGGGCUUUGUGCUCUUUGCUGCGACUGGCCUGGGAGUCAUCUUCUUCAUGCUCGUGGUGCUGGUCCAUAAUCUGACCGGUCCUUACCUCCUCCCGCUCUACUACAUCAUCCUUGGCUGGCUGUCGGAGGCGAUGCGAUCAAACACCAGGGGGCGCUACCACUACGAUGCGUUUGUCUCCUACAGUGGGAAGGAUGAGCGCUGGGUGGUGGAGGAGCUACUACCCAACCUGGAGAAGAGGGGUCCCCCUUUCCUACGCCUCUGUCUGCACAGCAGGGACUUCCAGCUGGGGAAGGACAUUGUGGAGAACAUCACAGACAGCCUCUACCGGAGCCGUCGCACACUCUGCCUGGUCAGUCGCCACUACCUGCACAGUAACUGGUGCUCCCUGGAGAUGAAGCUGGCCACCUCCAGACUGCAGGUGGAACAAAGGGACAUCCUCCUCCUGGUCUUCCUGGAGAAGAUCCCCCCUCGCAGGCUGUCUGCCCACCACAGGCUGGCUCGCCUGGUGAAGACCAGAACCUAUCUGGACUGGCCCCAGGACCCCCAUCAGCACCAGGCAUUCUGGGACAGACUGUGGGCUAAACUGAAACCUCCAACUGAAGCCUGAGAUCAGAGGUUUAUGUAGAACCUUGUGUUAAUGCUGAGACAAAUAAUGUUAGCAGAUUUGUUGAGGUAUUGCAUUUGCAGUUAAAAGUCCUCUGUACUAAGAGCCUCCUGAGUGGCGCUGCGGUCUAAGGUGUGCAUCGCAUUGCUUGAGGUGUCACUACAGACCCGGGUUCGAUCCCAGGCUGUGUCACAGCCUGCCGUGACCGGGAGACCCAUGAGGUGGCGCACAAUUGGCCCAGCGUCGUCCAGGUUAGGGGAGGGUUUGGGCCAUCUCGCUCUAGUGACUCCUUGUGGUGGGCCGAGCGCCUGCAAGCUGACUCCUUGGGGCGGGCAGGCACCUGUAUCUCGGUCGCCAGCUAGACUGUGUUUCCUUCUUCCGCGUCAAAAAGCAGUGUGGCUUGGCAAGAUCGUGUUUCAGAGGACAGAUGGCUCUCGACCCUCGCCUCCUGAGUUUGUAGCUUUGGGACAAGACUGUAGCUACCAAUUGGGACAAGACCUGAAAAAGGCUCCAUCACUGUUUUUAUACUAUUUGUGUUGCAUAUCAGGGUAAAACCAAUGUGGCCAUCUGAGGUAUGCUGCUUUGAAUGACAAUGCAUGAAUGACCUUGAACAAUUUUUUAAAAUUUCAACAUAGAUCAGAGGUGUGUACAUACAUUUAGUUGUUAGUUGUUUUACAAAUUUUUUAUCUGUAUAUGGUCUGCCAUAUUUGUCAUUUAACAAUUCUUAACUCAUGGGUGUGGGGAGGUGACUCCCUUUCUGGACAAUUGUUAUUUCUGCGUUAUAUUUGUGAGUUGGCGGGAACCUUGUUUUAUUGAUUUAUUUGAUCACUGAUAACUGUUAACAUUUAAGUACCUUACCAUGAUUGUUUUCAAUUAAAAUGGUCAAAAAGAAACAAAAAUGGUGUUUUAGCAAAUAGCAAUUUCUCAAGCAAGAAUUAGUGACGUCGCCAAGGCAUGCAAAAUUCCAUCCCACCAAAACAGGCUGAAAUUUCAGGCAAUCUUUUCAAACAGCUCUUACACUAAAAGGGCAUUAUCAUCACUUUCACAAAUUCACAGCAUUAUUCCAACCUCAUAGUGUGGAAAUAUAUAUAAAACACAGGAAAAACUUGCUUUUGACUGCGUUGGGCCUUCAAAAAACAAUUCCCCUGCCUUAGCAUAAGCAGAAGGAGUUAUCUAUAUUUUCAACGACCACAGAGAACUGUCCUCUUAUCAGACUAGUUUUCAGCAGCUUGCCUAGACCAGCAAUGCACCGGCUAUGGUAGGCCACAGAAUAGGCCUGUUAUGGCUGUCUAGCCUCCAUUAUUAUGGUGUCUGAUGGAGAGUACAGCCUUAUCAGUAUAAGCCACAGAGAAGCAUCAUCCCUCAAGCUAGAGGUCAGGUCUUCCCCGAGAGUAACCUUGGCUAAGACCUGAAUAAUUUAUGUUAGCUCCUUGAGGCUUGAGCUCUGUGGGCAAACACAAGCUAUAGACUCGGGUUCAUACCCAGUUGGUCACAGAAGCAUCUCUCUAGCCACAAGUUAAGCCCUCCCCAGGUCUUCCUAGUGGUCGUCCAGGGUGAAAGUUGCAGACGGGCCAGUGGGUCCCGUUCUUUAUCAAGGUGACUAUGGACUCCAUAGAGAGAAGGGGGCGACACACACAUGACAUUGUCACAGGGAAAGCCAGGGAGAUAAGACUGGAAAGCUGUUAAUGUCGGCGCUGCCUAGGUGGGUGGAUAGAUUUACAGAGGGGAGGGCGCGGCAGACGAAUCUCAGGAUUUCUGCUACGUUUUCCGCCACACAAUUUACAUCCGUCGUACUGUACAUUCCUAUAGAGUCGACCAGAUACCUGUCAGUGAGUACAGUAUGAUAUCGACCCAGAGUGGAGUCUGUCGGCGAGCCAGAUUUUUUUCAUGAAGGUAACGCAAAGUAACAUAAAUAGGAAUAUAACGUGUUACUUAAAUGUAAUGUACUUUUUCAAGUAACAAAUCCCAACAGUCUGGUGGUAACUAGCAGGAAAUACAUUACUUUUUCAAGUAACUAAUCCCAACACCGGUGGUCACUAUCGGGCAUAGCCACAGUCAUAAAAUCAGAUUUUGAACCUAACCUUAACCACACUGCUAACUUUAUGCCCAACCUUAAACUAAAAGCUAAUUUUGGUUUUCAAACACGUUUUACUAUUAGCAAUUUUGACUUUGCGGCUGGCCCAUUUAACGGAAAACGCUCAGCUGGGCCUCCAGGAGAAGAUUCAUCCCUAUAAACGUCAACCUGCAUAAAGGCAUAUGCUACAGGGCUCUGGAGAAGACUACAGUAGCAGAUAAUGGUGACAUGCUUGAAGUGAAAUCCCAAAUUCAAGGACAUUAGGAAAUGGCGGCACUCCAAAAUGGUCAAGAAGACUUAGUGACGGGAGGACACAUUGCUCUGUCUCCUCCCUUUCCACAUGUGGUGUGUGUAUGGGUAUGUGCGUGUAGCAUUAUAGCUGUGAUGUUCAUUGCUAAGAUCAUUUCCAAGAACUUCCUCUAUUUAGACGCCUGAUGAGCUUUCCUGUAACCCAUAUUUAUACCAAAUAAAUAAUUUUAAAAAGUUCAAUGUAAGUGUGUUCUGUAUUGAAAAUAAGAUAUC